Molecule: messenger RNA, 3773 nt
Organism: Eleginops maclovinus (Patagonian blennie)
Lineage: Eukaryota; Metazoa; Chordata; Actinopteri; Perciformes; Eleginopidae
Gene: tes
Product: testis derived transcript (3 LIM domains)
Exons: 7
Coding region: 175-2565 (796 amino acids)
Molecular function (GO): zinc ion binding
Source: RefSeq, a predicted model, not a curated record
UUGACUUCAGUGCAGAGCAGGACCUCCGAGGAAAACCGGAGAGUGAACCGGGCUCUUCCUUUAUUUCUGCUCCCUUUUCUUUCAGUUUUUGGGUUUGACAGCUGGUUUAGUUUUGGCUCGUCUGUGCGCCUCGUCUGGACCGAGUUGGAGCCCUGCAAAAAAAAAGACACAAACAUGGAGAUAGAGAAGGAAGUGAAGAAGAUGACCCUCGGCCACGAGUUCGGCGCUGGAGCGUCCUGUUUGAAAUGCAAGGACAAGUGUGAGGGCUUCGAGCUGCAUUUCUGGAGGAAGAUCUGCAGGAACUGUAAGUGUGGCCUGACGGAGCACAACGUGCAGAUGAUCUCUGAGGAGAACAAGAAGGUGGGGAAGCUGUUCGAGGACACCAAGUACACCGGCCUCAUCGCCAAGCUGAAGACGGACGGCAUCCCCAGUUACCGCGGCAACAUGGUGACCAUCUCCAUGCCCAGCACCGGCACCGCUUACAUCGUACCGCCCACUGGUUCCUCUUCUUCUGUGGUGCCUCCUCCUGCCACAGCUGGUUCUGUGCAUCCUGCAGGAGGCGCUGCAGGAUCAGCAGCUCGGCCUCAGCCUGCAGCUGCCAGCCUCACGCCUCUGAAGGCUAACAGAGUGCCGGUGACCGUCAGCGUCGCGUCAGCCAACACGGUGCCGGUGCCCAGAGAUGUGCCGAUGAUGUCCGUCACCUACGAGUGGGCGCCUCCUGUAGCCAACAAGUAUCUGGCGGCGCGUUACAUCGAGCUGCUCCCCCCAGAGAAGCGUCCGGUGGCCGGCACCGAGGGCGCCGUGUACCGUCGGCAGCAGAUGGCCCGGCAGCUCCCGGAGCAUGACCAGGACCCGUCCAAGUGCCACGAGCUGAGCCCCGCUGAGGUCAAGCAGAUGCAGCAGUUCGUCCGCAAGUACAAGGACGAAGCGCUGGGGGUGGCUGACGUCAUCCUGCCCGAGGAGAUGGCUCUGGUUCGGGCCGGUGUCGGAGCUGGAGGGGCACAUGGUGCCGGAGGGGCAGGGUAUGGACCGGGAGGUGUGGGUGCUGGAGCUGGUAAUGGUUCUGGAGCUGGUCCUGGUUAUGGGCCAGGGGGUGCAGGUCCUGGUGCUGGAGCUGGUUAUGGGCCAGGGGCUGGAGGUCCUGGUGUUGGAGCUGGUUAUGGGUCAGGGGCUGGAGGUCCUGGUGCUGGAGCUGGUUAUGGGCCAGGGGCUGGAGGUCCUGGUGUUGGAGCUGGAGCUGGUUAUGGGUCAGGGCCUGGAGGUCCUGGUGCUGGAGCUGGUUAUGGGCCAGGGGGUGCAUGUCCUGGUGUUGGUGCUGGUUAUGGGCCAGGGGCUGGAGGUCCUGGUGUUGGUGCUGGUUAUGGGCCAGGUGGUGCAUGUCCUGGUGUUGGUGCUGGUUAUGGGCCAGGGGCUGGAGGUCCUGGUGUUGGUGCUGGUUAUGGGCCAGGGGGUGCAGGUCCUGGUGUUGGUGCUGGUUAUGGGCCAGGUGGUGCAUGUCCUGGUGUUGGUGCUGGUUAUGGGCCAGGGGCUGGAGGUCCUGGUGUUGGUGCUGGUUAUGGGCCAGGGGCUGGAGGUCCUGGUGUUGGUGCUGGUUAUGGGCCAGGGGCUGGAGGUCCUGGUGUUGGAGCUGGAGCAGGAGGUAGAGGAGCUGGUGUUCCUGGUGCUGCUGGUGCUGCUGGGGUUCCUGGUUCUGCUGGUUUUGCUGGGGUUGCUGGUGUUCCUUGUGUUGCCGGUAUUGCCGGUGUUCCUGGUUCUGCUGGUGUUCCUGGUUUUGCUGGAGUUGCUGGUGUUCCUGGUGUUGCUGGGGUGGCUGGUGUUGCCUGGGUUCCUGGUUCUGCUGGUGGUGCUGGUGGUGCUGGUGGAGCUGGUGGUGCUGGGCCCGGCUCAGGAGACUCUGCAGGCUUUGGGCCUGCGGGUGGAGCCCUGGGUACCACUGCCACUGCCGGAGCCAUGGGAGUCCCUGGAUCUCAGCAAGCUGGAGUCCCUCAACAGGCCUUCUCGUGCAACCACUGCCAGCAGCCGAUGCGUGUUGGCGAGCCGGCGGUGUACGCUGAGCGCGCCGGCUACGAUAAGAUGUGGCACCCCGGCUGCUUCGUGUGCUGCAACUGCAGCGAGCUGCUGGUGGACAUGAUCUACUUCUGGAAGAAAGGAAAGCUGUACUGCGGACGCCACUACGGAGACAGCGAGAAGCCGCGCUGUGGAGGCUGCGACGAGCUGAUCUUCAGUAAUGAGUACACGCAGGCUGAGGGUCAGAACUGGCAUCUGAAGCACUUCUGCUGCUUCGAGUGCGACUGCAUCCUCGCCGGGGAGACGUAUGUGAUGGAGAACGAUAAGCCCGUGUGCCAGCCGUGCUACAUGAAGAGCUACGCUGUGAAAUGCUCCUCCUGCCAGAACCCGGUGGAGCCCGAGGCCCAGAGGGUUUCCUACGGAGACUUCCACUGGCACGCCGACCCGCAGUGCUUCAAGUGCUCCGGCUGCUCCAAGUGCCUGGUGGGCCAGCGCUUCAUGGCCGUGAAGAACCUCCUCGUCUGCUCCGUGGAGUGCAAGAAGAAAGUCACGGCUUAGAAACGGCCAAAACUAUUCCCUCCAUCUCACACAAAAGAACCAGGUCAGGUUCAGAUGGGACCAGACAAACGGUGCUGCAGCUGCACAUGGGAACAGAUAGUUAUCAUUCAGUGCCUGAUACCUCUGAUUUGGAGGCUUAGAAUAAUAAUAAUGAGUGCGUUCGACAUUACGGUGCUCUGAUCUUUCAGGUAAUGGAAGAUCACAGUGCUGAUGAAACACCCAAAUAUCUUCCUGCCUUUUUUUUUCAACCAAUUCAGCAUAAAAACUUAGAGAAAAUGCAAAGAACACGAAGAUAUUUGAAGCUUAAAACAAAGCUUAUAAAGAAAUAUCUCUCCCUUGAGUUAUCCAAUAACAUUGUUUCUGGUUAAGAAACGUCAUACUUUAUGAUAAACUACGAUAAAUAAGUAUCAAAAUGUAAAAAACUAAAGAUUAUUUCAAGUCUUGUUGCUUUUCUUGCACGGUUCUCUUCCCUAUGAGAUUUAUUUUGUAUCGGUCAGUGGUGACAGCCCAGUCUUCUUAUGUUAAACCUAUGUCUCUAAAUGUGCUGCUCUUAUUGAACCUCCUGUUGAUUUAAUAUGCCACCAUUUGAGCGUUCUUCCUACAAAAUAACUACUGAUACUAACUCUCCUCUAUGCAGUAAUAAGAUGAGCAAUAUUUGCCAGGUUUGCUUCUUGGACACUGUAUUCCAGAUCAAACUGAAAUGAAACAGUCAUGAUGUUUGAUAUUAAACACUUUCUGAAGACGUUUUACUUUGGAAAUAAAACAUUCCAACACUGAUAACAGUCUAUAUUUAAUUGCACAUUAUCCAAUAAGGUGUAUUAAGUUGUGUUUUCUGGUAUUAAAACAAAGUGAAACCCUUCCAUGAUGCACCACCAGUAACCAGUUUGAGGUACAUAGUAUAAAGUAUUGCUUUCCUAACAACGGACAGGUGUAUGAAAGGUAUUUAUAAUUCCGUCCUUCUUGUGUAUGUGGAUAAACAAAGUGCACAGCGAUAUGAUUUAUUGUAAGGAUGUUAGAGUUUUUAUCCAUAACGCAGUUUAAUCCAAAAAUACAGCAAAUAAUAUCCUUGGAAAGCGCAGCAGAAGAUGCGCUGUGUUCAAUUGCAUUAGGUUGUACAGUAGGUGUUGUCAUGGGUAAAUAAAAGCCCAUUUAUUACAAUAUAAAAGUGCAAAAUAAAGGGAAAAGGCUUUGCAAACCAAUCAGAAAUA